AUGGAUUCAAACAACAGUGACGCAAAGACGGACGCUAGCGUCGAAAACUCUCAGAGAGAUAAGAAUAGUAGUAGUACCAGUGACCAAUGUGUUCCAAAAUCUGAACCAUCGGCUUCUACUAUUCUUCCAACUUCUUCUCCAGCCUCCCCUACUAUAACUCCUCUAGUUACCUCUCCGCAAAAUGACCAGUCGCUUAUUUCUGCUCCAGUUCUUACCUCUUCUCCGCCUUCCACCACCUUACAGAGCACUCCGUCGUCUAAUUCUACUGCAAAUAAUUUGACGACAACAACAGUUGCAACACACAAAACGCAGGCCGCCUUUGUGAACAAAUUGUACACAAUGGUGGAAGAUCAGUCAAUACAGCAUUUGAUUUCCUGGGCUCCUUCCGGUGACGUUUUUAGUGUAUCUAAUCCAACCGAAUUUUCAAAAACGGUCCUGCCACAAUAUUUUAAACAUAACAAUUGGCAAAGUUUUGUUAGACAAUUAAACAUGAAUGAUAUGUUUCACGCGAACCCAACAAGUGAAAGUCAAGCAUGGGAAUUCAAACAUCCUGAAUUUCGUCGAGGGCAGCUUGCUGCCUUACAAAAUAUUAAACGUAAAAGUUCAAAACAUCAUUCUAUUCCAAUUAAUUCUGGGAAAGGGGGUUUACCCGGUGCAGAUCCCGGUCUGCCUUUAGAUAUUACUGCUGAUGCUAUGCGUGAUGAAAGAAUUGAAUGUUUGACAAAUCAAAUGUCUGAUAUUACGGAAAGAAUGCGUCAAAUGAAUGAAAAUUUUAGUCUCCUUUACGCUGAAACUGUUUCAUGUCGAAUGCAACAGUCAAAACACGAAAAGGUAAUUACUGAUAUCGCAAAUUUUCUUUCUUCCACAUUCCGAGAAGAAAAUUCUAAUGAUCCAAGGAGCUUAAAACGAAAGUUUGACUUGGAUUGUAUACAAGCUGAAAUUGCAAAAUUUGGCCAAAAUGAUGUACCUCCUUCAUCUUACCCUAUGAUGCCAUAUCACCCAUCUAACUAUCCCAGAGAAGGAAUGCAUCCAAGUCGAUCUAUGUCUACCCCACAGCCUAUGGUCGGGGUUGAAUCUUCUUCCCCAUAUCAUCCUUCGCAAGUAUCGGAUGUUGAUUAUCGUUCAUCAUUCUCAGAUCCACACAGAUCGUCUAAAAUUCCUCCGCAUAGUCCUUUGUCCAUGUUACCAGAAAUUCCUUUUUCUCCUCAUCUUCGCUCUAACCCUAAUUAUAUUCGGCAUCGUUCCCUUGAACCGGUACCAAAUUCAAGUCUUAGUAGAACUUUGUCAAAACCUCCCACAAAUUCGCAUAAUCCACAAUCUUCAUCUCAGUAUGUUCAUCAUACUCCACAUCGUUCAUCAACACUUCCGACUCUUACACAGUCUGUUAAUUCAUCGAAUCGACGAGCAUCACAUCCGAAUACUUCUUUAAGUUUUGGUUCUGAUAGUAAUCUAUUGAAUCCCCCUGAAAACAAUAGAUACGAAAAAGAUGAUGACACUUCCAAAUCACAAAGGAUUCCUUUAUCUUCAUCUCCUUCAUCAACUUCCUAUACCAAUUCUGAAAAUCCGGUUGUUGCUAAUUCCACAAGACAAAGAUCUCCUCCAUUACCCGAUCCACCAGAUAAUGAUGUGGAAUAUAAUAAUAAACGUAGUAAGAGAAAUUAA
Molecule: messenger RNA, 1662 nt
Organism: Racocetra persica
Lineage: Eukaryota; Fungi; Glomeromycota; Glomeromycetes; Diversisporales; Gigasporaceae
Source: the annotation of a GenBank genome assembly